Molecule: messenger RNA, 1275 nt
Organism: Caenorhabditis briggsae
Lineage: Eukaryota; Metazoa; Nematoda; Chromadorea; Rhabditida; Rhabditidae
Exons: 5
Coding region: 1-1275 (424 amino acids)
Source: RefSeq, a predicted model, not a curated record
AUGGAGUUGCAAAGGAAGCGUAGUUUCAAUACUUCAACAGUGUCUCACGACUUCAGAAAAGAAUAUAAAGGAUCUUUUUUGGAGAAAAAAUGUAGGAAAGUGAAGAAAGAGGGAAAGAAAAAUGGGUUGAAAUCGCUUGCUGAAUGGAUUCUCACCAAAACUUCAACUGGAAAGAAAACGACGUCUUCAAAUACAGUUUCUCAAAAAACUGGAUCUGGUGCCAAAAUUGUGACAAUUCAAGAGAAAAUGCCAUAUUUUGAUCACGUUCCAAAUGAGAUCUUCUUCCAAAUCCUCAAGAACUGCAAAACGGAUCAGCCCUCCGUUCUGGCUAUUCGCCGAGUUUCUAAUCGUUUCAAUGCUUGUAUGGACCAUGUAGCCGAUGUGAAGAUGAAUGUGUUAUCUCGUCUUGUGCUUUCUGGCCUUGGUAAAAAAGGAAUCGAAAUGAGAUGGGUCAGUUAUGAAGGUCAAAAGACAAAGACUACGGUAGUCCCAUGGGAUGUCGUUCGAUCUCCGAAAUCUGGUUUUGAAUUCAAUUUCAAUAGAUUUUCAAUUCAGAGAAUUUUAUUGAAGAAUGUUCCACUUUCGGAUGAUCUCAUUGACUUCCUCCGAAGCCUUCUUCAACUCUCUGAUCUUUCAAAACUCAUUCAAUUAUCAUUGUCUCAAGUCGACUUCUCUCCUUCAAACUCUUUAUCUCUUCAUCGUUUUCUUGCGCCAAUGGCGAAAACUCUGGAAAUCUUUGAAAUCACCCAAUGUACUGGAAUGCGUGCUGAUUCUGUGACUGAUGAACAUUUGGCUCAAUUGGAUGCAUCGACCGUCAGAAGAAUUUGCAUCGAUGGAGUUCGAUUCGCGUCUCUGUCCACUAAAAAUUUGGAUAUUGGAGAUGGUGCAUUGAGGAGAUUCGCGAGACUGGGAGCUUUCCCAACUAUGAUUCUGGACAGAUGUGCUGUGACAACAAACACAGUUUGUGACUACACAAAGGAAUGGUUCGAACAGUGUAAUGAAUCGGAAAAGCAAUUGAGAAGUCAAGUGUGUACGGUGAAAAGAUGUCCAAAAGUUAAAGGAUCCCAAUUCGAGUCCGAGUGUCGUCGUCGCGGUCUUCGUUGCAAGAACAGACGUGGUUCUGGAUCUCUGACGUUGUACAAUGUACAAGAAGAAAACACGAAACGAGAGUUCACCAUCGCAUUGGCUGCACUUGAAGACAAAGAAUUGGCUGAGAAGCUCAAAACUUCAGAGUGCCAAAACAAUGCCAACUUGCUGACUGUGCCAUCUUUCUGA